Messenger RNA from Saccostrea echinata, 564 nucleotides. RefSeq lists its product as uncharacterized. Gene Ontology annotation, molecular function: protein binding. The coding region runs from base 1 to 564 and encodes 187 amino acids. The transcript is spliced from 2 exons. The record is from RefSeq and is a predicted model, not a curated record. Lineage: Eukaryota; Metazoa; Mollusca; Bivalvia; Ostreida; Ostreidae.
AUGCAAAAUUUUGACAAGCUACUGGGAACAUUCCAUCAACAAGAAGAAUUAUUGAUAAGUCUUAGAGAAAAGAUAGAGGAACUUACCAAAACUGUGAAUGACUUACAUAUUAAAACCGGGAAACAGGAAAAAACAAUUAAAGAACUUUCGAUCAAAACUGCCACUCAAGACUCGGAAAUAAAAAUUUUGCGCGAUGCCAUUAAUAGUAUGAAGGAAUAUUCCAGUGCAAAUUCUGUGCAUAGCCCUACCACAGACCAAGAUCAGAAACGAAAUGGUUCCUAUAUGACAAAUUUUGAAAUAUAUAAAGAAAGACAGAAAAUGCAGGACCUCAAAAAGGAUGUUAAACAGAGACCCCCCUCAAGAGAACUCCGACUUUUAUCCCAGAGUAUUCCAGACAAUGAAAUAGAUAACCAAUGUGCAUUCUACGCCUAUAUGAACAAGGACGAACACACAUUAGCCCCUCACCAUACACUUAUUUUUGAUGUCGUGAAGACAAACAUCGGAGACUCUUACAAUAAGUUUACUGGAGUUUUACAGUUCCAUCAAACGGGAUAUAUGUCUUAA